CUUGUUUACCCGGCAGCCGACGCGAACUUGUGUUUCCUCAUCUCGCCGAGAAAAUGUCAAUUUUUCAGGCGUGACAUGCCGAUUUUCGGACGGAGUUGAGGGAGACGAUGCAGCCGAAGGCCUCGCAGUGCUCGCCGUGUUACUGCUGAGGAGUUAGCCAGCGCUAGGCUAGAUACUCGCACAUCUCAGAGCCCUGGCAGUGAGUGGUAUACUAUACGUAAUAUACAACAAGAAGUUAUAUUCGGAUUUUCGCUCUUCACGUACCGGUUCGGCCGGAAUUUGAUCCUUUUCCAAAUGGAUGAGGCAUCUCCAGCAUCCCUGACAGAUUUAUCCCUGUCUUACGUGAGCAGAAACCUUGAACGCUUCUGUGAGAAGCAUGCUGAUGGGUCCCUGUGUCUUCGCGAGUCUCUCAUCUUCCCCCAGGAGCUCGCUGACCAGCUGUUGUGCAAGAUGGCCACUGAGGGGCUGUUGAAUGACAGCACAGUGGGCAUCUUCCGCAGCAGUCAGUACUUGCGUUUGCGUCGCGCCUGCAUACGGACCGCCCGCAUCUCAGCGGAAGCCUUCCGACGUGCCCUGUGUCCACACCGUCUGCUGGAGCUCGAUGCAUCAAGGGUCAAUGCAGACCUGACCAUUGCCGAUAUCUUGCGGGGGCUGGCAUCCAACAAGGGGUGCCAGGAAAGCCUGCAGCGACUCGUGCUGAAUGGCCUGACCAUGUCACUGGAGGAACCUAACCGCCGCUGCUUCAGCUCCCUGCAGGCCCUGCGCUCACUCAGCGUGGCCAACGUGGACUUCUACGACUCGGGGUUGGCUGAUGUAUGCACUCUCCCGCGCCUGGAAAGUCUGGACAUCUCCAACACCUCUGUUACAAAUCUGACACCACUGCUGGGCUGCAGAGCGCGUCUGCGCUACCUCACCAUGCAUCAGCUGAAACGGCUGGAGAUGACCACUGCCCAGCUCCUCUUUGUACUCAGCCAGCUCGAUGGCCUACAGCACCUGGACAUCUCGGACGACAAGCAGUUCACUUCCGAUGUGGCACGGCAGCUGUUGGAGCAGCCAGGCAUCUUGCCUCAUCUUGUCUCCUUGGAUGUGUCUGGGCGCAAGCAGGUCACUGAUGCGGCGGUUAAGGCUUUUGUGGAGCAGAGACCAGGCAUGACCUUUGUUGGGUUGUUGGCAACUGAUGCUGGAUUCUCUGACUUCCUGUCUGGGGAGGGCAGCUUGAAGGUGACAGGGGAGGCAAAUGAGACCCAGAUCUGUGAAGCCCUCAGAAGGUAUACAGAGCGGGAAUGUUUUGUGCGGGAAGCCCUCUUCCACCUCUUCAACCACACUCAUGUGAUGGAGAAACCACGGCCAGACAUCCUAAAGCUGGUGGUGUUAGGCAUGCAGAACCACCCCGUGACGCUGCACGUGCAGCUGGCAGCCAGCGCCUGCGUCUUCAACCUGACCAAGCAGGACCUUGCUGCAGGAAUGCCUGUCCACUUGCUUGGCACUGUCACCCAGCUGCUGCUGGAGGCUAUGAGGAACUUCCCCAACCAUCAGCAGCUACAAAAAAACUGCUUGCUCUCCCUUUGCAGUGAUCGCAUCCUACAGGAAGUCCCAUUCAAUAGGUUUGAAGCAGCCAAGCUGGUCAUGCAGUGGUUGUGCAACCAUGAGGAUCAGAAUAUGCAGAGAAUGGCAGUGGCCAUCAUCUCAAUACUAGCAGCCAAGCUGUCCACAGAGCAGACAGCUCAGCUGGGUGCAGAGCUGUUCAUUGUGAAGCAACUACUUCACAUAGUCCGUCAGAAGACGGCCCAGGGCAUAGUGGAUGCCACACUCAAAUUUACACUGAGCGCACUCUGGAACUUGACUGAUGAGUCACCCACUACCUGUCGCCACUUCAUUGAGAACCAAGGCUUAGAACUGUUUAUCAAAGUCCUAGAGUCUUUCCCUUCAGAGUCUUCUAUACAGCAGAAGGUUUUAGGCCUGCUGAACAACAUAGCUGAGGUGGGGGAGCUUCACUCAGAGUUGAUGGUUCAAAGCUUCUUGGACCACAUCCGCAGUUUGCUGCACAGCCCUGAGGUGGAAGUCAGCUACUUUGCUGCUGGAAUCCUAGCCCACUUGACCUCCAGGGGGGAAGCUAUGUGGACAUUAGGGCUGUCUCUCCGUUCCAUGUUGCUGGAUCAACUGCAUGCUGCCAUCUUGAAAUGGCCUACACCUGAGGUUGAGAUGGUUGCGUACAGGUCCUUCAACCCCUUUUUCCCCCUACUGGAGUGCUUCAGGACCCCUGGGGUUCAGCUCUGGGCUGCUUGGGCUAUGCAGCAUGUCUGCAGCAAGAAUGCAUCUCGCUACUGCAGCAUGCUGCUGGAGGAAGGGGGCCUGCAGCAGCUGGAGAUGGUGAGGACCCACCCUGACACCCACAGUGAUGUACGGAGGCUGGCUGAGAGCAUCCUGGAUAGCCUGGAGCGACACAGGGCCCGCACAGGCCAGCCGAUCCCUCCACCAUCUCACCGCUGCCAGUGCCAUCAGGACACCCGCAAAGAGAAGGAUAUUCCAUGACAUCUGCCCCAGCCUACUGGUUCCUCUGCUCCCAGAGUUGCAGUGCAGGGAACAUAACUGGAAAUGUAGAGAGUGUCUCGAGUGUGUACGGGGAAAAUAGAAAAGACAGUGAAGAGGUUCCAAGAUGACCUGCUGGCUGCCACGUGUUCCUUUCUGCUCCUUUCAUGUUACCCUGAACUGUCACUAGGGGGCAACAUGACUGGAGAUCAUUUCUUUGCACACACUGAACAUUCAGUUGGAUUUCAUUUGAGCUGUCAACAUUUAUGUUUCUAUUGUUCAUAUUACGUAUUAUUUUACAAGGAAGUUGAGUAUAUGUGACUGAAAUGCAAAUGACCCCAAUGCAUUUGGCCAUAUGUGAAAGUCUUUUUUUUUUUUACCCCUACUGUUUCAGCUUUGUCAAAAAGCUUACAGGCCUAAUGAAGCUGGCCCAUACCUUUGAGAGCCAUGUUGCAUCUUGAAGAGUGUGCAUGAUGGCAUGUGCUCCCAGGCUACUAGUGUGUCUUAAGCCUCUUAAUGCUUUCUUUGCUUUUUCCUACAGUCCUCUUCCUCUAUAAAAGUUGCCUAUAAGGUAUAUAGUUCCUUAUAGACUUAAAUGGCAAUAAAUAUUGUUAAAAUUAUAGAAGAAACAUAUACAAUUUUUUAAAGAUGUAUAUUUCUGUAAGUUCUUGGAAGUGAUUUGUGUUUACUGCUAGAUUGUUGCAUUUUGUACAUAAGGUACGUCCAACAGCAUGUCAAGAAUGAAAAGUUUUUUAAUGUCUACAGCUGUAGAUCAAGCCUGCUAUUUUGACUGAGUGUGUCAUGUGAAACUACCAGAAUAAAGGGGGAGGGUGUGCUACUUCUAACUUAUUUGUUCAUGGACAAAAAGAAACCAUGACAUAAAUAAAAUCCAGGAAAAUUUUAGUCCAGUAGCUUAGAGAUGAACUGAAAGCUACUCGCUUUAGAAUCAUUUUGUACAAGGGUGGACGGAUCACUAUUGUGUCAUUUGUUGCAUUCCAUAAUUGCUGUCAGUCCCAUUUGAUUAGUUAAAUCAAGUCAGCAGUGCCCAUUUAUAGAUCCAAUGCUUCCACAGUAUGUAAUUGUUCUUG
Messenger RNA from Scleropages formosus (Asian bonytongue), 3617 nucleotides. It is a transcript of the gene zyg11, whose product is annotated as zyg-11 family member, cell cycle regulator. The coding region runs from base 295 to 2532 and encodes 745 amino acids. The record is from RefSeq and is a predicted model, not a curated record. Gene Ontology annotation, cellular component: Cul2-RING ubiquitin ligase complex. Gene Ontology annotation, molecular function: protein binding. The transcript has 15 exons. Lineage: Eukaryota; Metazoa; Chordata; Actinopteri; Osteoglossiformes; Osteoglossidae.